Molecule: messenger RNA, 1806 nt
Organism: Branchiostoma floridae (Florida lancelet)
Lineage: Eukaryota; Metazoa; Chordata; Leptocardii; Amphioxiformes; Branchiostomatidae
Product: 1-phosphatidylinositol 4,5-bisphosphate phosphodiesterase delta-1-like
Exons: 14
Coding region: 133-1671 (512 amino acids)
Biological process (GO): lipid metabolic process; phosphatidylinositol-mediated signaling
Molecular function (GO): calcium ion binding; phosphatidylinositol-4,5-bisphosphate phospholipase C activity
Source: RefSeq, a predicted model, not a curated record
AAUAAAAGGUUGUAAACAUAAAGGAAUUAUCUACCUAAGGCUUAUGACGCUACAUGUUUUAAAUGCACUGUAUACUGCAAACCCUUAACACAGCCUUAUUUCUUAUCCCUCUUUCCGGACCAAACAUUCAGGAUGGCGGCGAUGGGACAGGGAGUCCCGAUGGAUGGCGAAGCCUGUGUCCAGGCCAUGAUGAAGGAGACCCUCAUGACCAAACUCCGCGCCGGGAAGAAGAAGUUCAAGCGUUCGUACCGCCUGCAGAAGGACCGGGAGAGCAUUGUGUACAGCCCGACCCGACACAGCGCCGUACCAGAGUGUACCAAACGACUCCCAGCCGAACAGGCAUAUGACGUAUCCAACAUAUUGGAGGUGUUUCUGAGCACGCUGACGUCACGGAGUUCACGUGUGGACAGGGAGAAGGCUGUCGGACCAUCCAACUGUUUCAGCAUCUCAUAUAAAGAUCAGACUCCCACCCUGGACCUGAUAUGUAACAGCCCUGAGACGGCACAGACCUGGGUUCGUGGGAUCCAACACCUCAUACAGUCCCGGACAGGAGAGACCAUCGUCCACAAGAAGGAGAGAUGGAUAUCAGAGUUCUUUCACGCUGCCGACAAGAACCAGAACGAGCGGCUGGACCUGAAGGAGGCGACCAGCCUGCUGAAGAAGAUGAACGUACCAAUCAGCAGUUCUCAUAUCAAGGAGAGGUUCCAGGAAGUGGAUCAAAAUCGGAACGGUGACCUUGACCUAGAGGAGUUCGGACAGCUCUACAGGCAGCUGACCUUCCGUCAGGAGGUGGAGGAUCUCUUCAACAGGGUCUCCUCGGCUCAAGGGACUUUGACAAUGCAGGACUUGCACAAGUUCCUUACGCAGGAACAAAAGGUACAGGCAGAUGCAGAAACCUGCAAGAGGAUCAUCAACACGUAUGAACAGAUCGAUGACGUCAAGGCGAGAGAUUCAUUAAGUUUGCAAGGUUUCACCCUGUACUUGGAGUCGAAGGACGGCGACAUCUAUAAUCACGCGCACGACCAGGUAUACCAGGACAUGACCCAGCCGCUCAGUCACUACUUCAUCGCGUCUUCUCACAACACGUACCUUCUGGAGGACCAGCUGAGGGGGCCCAGCAGUAAAGAGGGCUACAUCAGGGCCCUGCAGAAGGGAUCGCGAUUUCUGGAGUUGGACUGUUGGGAUGGGGACGGGGGCGAGCCCGUCAUCUACCACGGCCACACCCUCACCUCCAAGGUGCUGUUUAAGGAGGUGAUUGAGGCCAUCAAUGACUACGCCUUCAAGGCUUCACCCUACCCAGUGUUCCUGUCGCUGGAGAACCACUGCAGUGUGGAACAGCAGCGGACCAUGUCGGCACACAUGCGGCGGAUCCUGGGCAGUCAGAUCUGUACCGACUCCGACACGCCCGACCCCUCCGUGCUGCCUUCACCCGACAGUCUCAGGGGGAAGAUCAUCAUCAAGAACAAGAAGCUCCCACCUGAUGUACUGGAGGAUGAGGUCAGCGACGAGGACGAGGCUGCGGAGAUUGAGGACCCGGAAGUGCAGGCUCGCAUGCAGGCAGAAAAGGAGAAGAGGAGAAAAGAGCUGGAGAAAAAGGUAAUUUGUACAGGAUCGCGACUUCGUGUUGUCACGCAGCCACAACUGGAUUACCCUUUAAACCUGCUUGUGUGACUCUGUAUAUAGUCUGCAUUAAUAGAUCUCUUCUUUGAGUUCCACUAUGUAGUGGUUUUGCUCGUGUUAUCCACCAAUCCUGGGAUACUUUAGCUAUGUAGUGGUUUUGCUCGUGUUACCCACCAAUCCUGUGAU